CUUAUGUCUAAUAUUCCCUUUUAAUGUAAAAUUUCAGAUGCAAAUCUUUGUAAAGACCCUCACUGGCAAGACCAUUACUCUCGAGGUUGAGAGUUCCGACACUAUUGAUAAUGUCAAGGCUAAGAUUCAGGAUAAGGAAGGAAUUCCUCCAGACCAGCAAAGGUUGAUCUUUGCUGGAAAGCAGCUCGAGGAUGGACGCACUCUUGCCGACUACAACAUCCAGAAGGAAUCCACCCUCCACCUUGUCCUCCGUCUUCGUGGUGGCAUGCAGAUUUUUGUGAAAACUUUAACCGGAAAGACCAUAACCCUUGAGGUUGAGAGCUCGGACACCAUUGACAAUGUCAAGGCGAAGAUCCAGGACAAGGAAGGCAUCCCUCCAGACCAGCAGAGGUUGAUCUUUGCUGGAAAGCAGCUCGAGGAUGGACGCACUCUUGCUGACUACAACAUCCAGAAGGAAUCCACCCUUCACCUUGUCCUCCGUCUACGUGGUGGCAUGCAGAUCUUCGUGAAGACAUUGACUGGCAAGACAAUCACCUUGGAGGUCGAAAGUUCUGAUACAAUUGAUAAUGUGAAGGCGAAGAUCCAAGAUAAAGAGGGGAUUCCACCAGAUCAGCAGCGUUUGAUCUUUGCCGGCAAACAGCUUGAGGAUGGGAGGACCCUUGCUGAUUACAAUAUCCAGAAAGAGUCCACUCUACAUUUGGUGCUGCGUUUGAGGGGAGGCAUGCAGAUAUUUGUCAAGACUCUAACGGGGAAGACUAUCACUUUGGAGGUUGAGAGCUCGGACACUAUUGAUAAUGUGAAAGCCAAGAUUCAGGACAAGGAGGGUAUUCCACCAGAUCAGCAGAGGCUGAUUUUUGCUGGUAAGCAGUUGGAGGAUGGCCGUACCCUUGCAGAUUAUAACAUCCAGAAAGAAUCUACCCUUCACCUUGUGCUUCGUCUCCGUGGUGGCUGUUGAGAAGUUAAUUCCGUGUUCGCUUUUAUCUGUUGCGUUUUGCUUCGAUCUCUUUGUUGAACAAUCUUUGAGACUUGUGUUCUUGUUAUGAUGCUGGUUGACUGCUUAAAGACGUGUGUGAAUAUGCCUUAAAGGUAUUUGUUAUGUUUGUUUUCUGUUU
Molecule: messenger RNA, 1112 nt
Organism: Lycium ferocissimum
Lineage: Eukaryota; Viridiplantae; Streptophyta; Magnoliopsida; Solanales; Solanaceae
Product: polyubiquitin
Exons: 1
Coding region: 38-955 (305 amino acids)
Biological process (GO): modification-dependent protein catabolic process; protein ubiquitination
Cellular component (GO): cytoplasm; nucleus
Molecular function (GO): protein tag activity; ubiquitin protein ligase binding
Source: RefSeq, a predicted model, not a curated record